AAUUUCCGCUCCAUCCUGCUUCUUCUCGUCCUGGAUUGUGGGAUCUCGUUGCUGGGUUUGAUGUUUCAGAGGAAGACUUCCGUAUAUUCUCUCCUUUCGUAUAGGAAUUUACAUGUAGGGUUCUCAAGAAUCUUUUUUGAAUUCGGAACCUUGUCCAAUACCUUUAGUGAUUGGAAAUUGGAUUCGGAGUCUUUAAGUGCCUCCAUCCGAUUCAGCUGUUUAGGAAUUGAUCAGAUAACUUUCGAUUUCAAUUUUGAAUUGAUUGAUCACUUUUCGAUAUUUCAGGUGCUGAUCGAGUUCCAGUAGUACUCAAACUGCGUUCAUGGACUCGAUCGAGUUGGUCAAGGAAUCUGGGCAUAGUCCUAUAAUUCCAGGAUUGCCAGAUGACUUGGCUUUGAGGUGUUUGGCAAAGGUGUCACAUGGGUAUCACGGACUGCUUGAAACUGUUUCCAAGAGAUGGAGAGAUGUUUUCCGAAGUUCAGAUUAUUGCAACUUAAAAGCUAGAGAAGGAUGGUGUGGAAACUGGUUAUUUGUUCUGACAGAAGGGAUCAACGCCCAGUGGAUUGCUUAUGAUCCAGAUGCUGACAAAUGGCAUCCUCUGCCUAAGAUUCAAAGUGCCAAUCCUGGCUGGCACCAUUAUGGAUUUUCAUGUGUUACUGUGUGCAACAAAUUUUUAGUGAUUGGGGGCUCCUAUGCACCACAUGAUCCUGCAUUUUCACACCAACGGCCUGUGCCAACUAAUGCUGUUGUGCAGUUUGAUCCAUUCAUGAGAAAAUGGACUCGAUUGUCAAGUAUGAAAACGCCACGAUCCCACUUUGCAUGCUGUGUUGUUUGUGAUAAGGUUUAUGUAGCUGGGGGACGCACAUCAUCAGAUACCAGAGGACUUGCUCUGGCUGAAGUUUAUGAUCCAUCAAAGGAUAGAUGGCAUGAAUUGCCACCAAUGUCUACUCCGCACGUGGAUUGCUUGGGGUUAUCAUAUAAAGGCCAAGUUCAUGUUCUAAGUGACCAUGUUGGCCUACCUACCCAGAACACCUCGGAGAUCUUCAAUCCAUCAGAGAGAAGAUGGCACACAGUAGAAGAUAUCUGGCCUUUCUCAAGGGCAAUGCAGUUUGCAGUUACAGUGGUGGGGGAUGAUAAACUAUACACCAUAGUUGACUGGGGAGAGAGUUCCAUCAAGACCAGGGACGGCAAUCAACAGGAGUGGUCCAAUGUGGGUUCAGUUCCACCUGUGUUUCUUGCGGACCACUCCCGCCCAUUGGAGGCCUUUGGGUAUGGUUUUGCUGCACUGCGGUGUGAUUUAUACGUUAUCGGUGGGAAGGUUCUGAAGUGGGAUGAAUCAGGUGCUGGGAGAUUUGACAUUGUGAAGCUGGCUGGGGUGAGAGUUUGUGAUCCAACGGUAGCGCCAUUAAAUUGGAAGGAGACGAGACCAAUGUGCAAGUCAGCAUGUGGCGCCAUCCUAGGCUGCGCUGCAAUGGAAGAAUAGUCUUCAUGCCAAUUCUUUUUAACCUUUGAGGAUCUA
Molecule: messenger RNA, 1519 nt
Organism: Telopea speciosissima
Lineage: Eukaryota; Viridiplantae; Streptophyta; Magnoliopsida; Proteales; Proteaceae
Product: F-box/kelch-repeat protein At1g16250
Exons: 3
Coding region: 323-1483 (386 amino acids)
Molecular function (GO): protein binding
Source: RefSeq, a predicted model, not a curated record